AUGGAAGGACUUAAGAAAACCUUUGCGCAAUGCAAAAAGGAAGAGAGACCAGCUCUCGUUACAUAUGUCACUGCUGGAUUUCCAACAUCGGCAGAGACUGUGGAUAUUCUUUUGGGAAUGGAAGCUGGUGGUGCCGAUGUCAUUGAACUCGGCCUACCCUUCACAGACCCAAUUGCAGACGGACCUACGAUACAAAAGUCAAAUACUAUUGCUUUGAAAAAUGGAGUUACCGUUGCAUCAACCCUCGAUAUCGUUCGACAAGCCAGACAGAAAGGAUUAAGAGCACCUGUACUCUUCAUGGGUUACUACAAUCCAAUGUUGAGUUAUGGCGAGGAGAGAUUACUCAGGGACUGCAGAGAGGCAGGUGUCAAUGGCUUCAUUGUUGUCGAUCUACCACCUGAGGAGGCUGUUACAUUCCGAAAUUUCUGUACGAAGGGAGGUCUAUCAUACGUACCACUUAUUGCGCCAGCGACAUCAGAAACUCGCAUGAAAUUACUAUGCAAACUUGCUGAUUCAUUCAUCUAUGUCGUCUCAAGAAUGGGUGUAACAGGUGCUACCGGAUCUAUGAACGCAAAACUUCCAGAUCUGUUGGCGCGAGUUAAGGAGUACUCUGGAAAUAUUCCAGCAGCUGUUGGAUUCGGUGUCAGUACAAGAGAUCAUUUCUUGAGUGUUGCAAAGAUCGCAGAUGGUGUCGUUAUCGGAAGUCAGAUCGUUACCACACUUGCCGAGGCUCCUGCUGGACAAGGAGCUAAGGCUGUCGAGGAGUAUUGCGCUGAAGUUUGUGGACGAAGAAAUGCUCCAAAUGGUGGUCUCACAAGAGAAGUCGGCAUUGUCGAGACAUUAUCAAAUGCGCACGAGCCAAACGGAGACGAUGUGCAUGUAGAUGGUGUUAUCAAAGAGUCUUCUGGGCCUGGUCUUGCUGAUCAGCUCGAAGCUCUUAAUACCGAUGGACCAGUCGAUCCAGCCACCGUACCUUCAAGAUUUGGUGAAUUCGGUGGACAGUAUGUGCCUGAAUCAUUAAUGGAUUGCUUGUCGGAAUUGGAGGCAGGUUUCAACAAAAUUAAGGAUGACCCAGCUUUCUGGGAAGAGUUUCGAUCAUAUUAUCCAUACAUGGGCCGACCAGGUCAACUCCAUCUAGCCGAAAGAUUAACAGAGCAUGCUGGGGGUGCCAAUAUCUGGUUAAAGAGAGAAGAUCUCAACCAUACCGGAAGCCACAAGAUUAACAACGCUCUUGGUCAAAUUCUGCUUGCUAGAAGACUUGGCAAGACUGAAAUCAUUGCCGAGACUGGAGCUGGUCAACACGGUGUAGCAACAGCUACAGUUUGCGCAAAAUUCGGCAUGAAAUGCACAAUUUACAUGGGAGCUGAGGACGUACGCAGACAAGCCCUCAACGUAUUCCGUAUCAAACUCCUCGGUGCUCAAGUCAUCGCCGUCGAAGCCGGUUCCCAAACCCUCCGCGACGCAGUCAACGAAGCCAUGCGUGCUUGGGUCGUAAAACUCGACACAACACACUAUAUAAUCGGCUCAGCAAUUGGUCCCUACCCCUUCCCAACCAUCGUCCGCACCUUCCAAUCCGUAAUCGGCAACGAAACACGCGAACAAAUGCUCGCCAAACGCAACAAACUCCCAGACGCAGUCAUUGCCUGCGUCGGCGGUGGCUCAAACGCCACAGGCAUGUUCUUUCCGUUCUCCAAAGACCCCUCCGUUCUUCUCAUCGGCGUCGAAGCAGGCGGCGACGGUAUCGACACUCCGCGUCAUUCCGCCACCCUUUCCGCAGGCACAAAGGGUGUCCUCCACGGCGUCCGCACCUACGUUCUCCAGGACUCCCACGGUCAGAUUCAAGACACGCAUUCCGUCUCCGCUGGUCUCGAUUACCCGGGUGUAGGCCCCGAACUCGCGUCCUGGAAAGAUAGCAACCGCGCGCGCUUCAUCAGCGCCACAGACGCUGAAGCUUUCACGGGCUUUAGAUUGCUAAGUCAGCUUGAGGGUAUCAUCCCCGCGCUGGAGACGGCGCACGCGGUGUUUGGUGCGGUGCAAGUUGCGAAGGAACUCGGCAAGGGCAAGGAUAUUGUGAUAUGUGUUAGUGGACGCGGGGAUAAGGAUGUGCAGAGUGUGGCUGAUGAGUUGCCUACGUUGGGGCCGAAGAUUGGAUGGGAUUUGAGGUUUUAG
Glarea lozoyensis ATCC 20868 is the source of this 2169-nucleotide messenger RNA. Its product is annotated as Tryptophan synthase beta subunit-like PLP-dependent enzyme. The record is from RefSeq and is a predicted model, not a curated record. Bases 1 to 2169 code for a protein of 722 amino acids. Gene Ontology annotation, molecular function: tryptophan synthase activity. The transcript is spliced from 6 exons. Gene Ontology annotation, biological process: L-tryptophan biosynthetic process. NCBI's taxonomy places the organism in Eukaryota, Fungi, Ascomycota, Leotiomycetes, Helotiales, Helotiaceae. Gene Ontology annotation, cellular component: cytoplasm.